AUGAAGAGUUGGAGUUGUAGGAGCACAAUCAAUGACCGUGUAGAGGGUCUGGACCUGAAAUCAGCUUUCGGUAUUCUAUGUAUUGCAGCGCUAUCUCAGAUUCAAAUUCAUUGUAGAAAUAAAGAAAUUGAAGCUUACGAAGAAGGGCCGAAUAAGAAAGAUACAAGCUCAGGAUUUCGAGACUUUUUCAAACGAAUAGUGCGCACCAAUUGCCUUAAUUUAGCUUUACAUUUCCAAAUUGUUUCAAAUUAUGAACUCAUCAUCAAUUAUGAACUGAUGCUUAAAGAAAAAGAUUUUCAGGAAAGUAAUAACAACAACACUGAUAGUAAUAACAGUGGUGACAACAAGGGCGGCAGCAUUGAAAAUAUCAGCAAAAAUAACAGUAACGGUGAGGCAACAGAGCGUACAAUAUCAGUAAGCGAAUCGUCAGAAGGUAGCCAUAUAUCGCCAUCAGAAACUCACAGUAGUGCUAGCAACGGCACGUCUCCGACUGCUUCGCGAGAAUGCUAUGAAUGCGCAGUGUACAAGGGAAAACUAGCGGUUGCAGAGAAUCGAUGUCGCUAUCUGGAAGGAAGGACUGCCACGUUACAGGUGAGCUGCAGAGCAUUCCGAAUUUCCUUCAGUCUACUCCUGAAAAACAAAUCUCACUGUCACUGA
This is a messenger RNA of Gongylonema pulchrum, 657 nucleotides long. The record is from the annotation of a GenBank genome assembly. NCBI's taxonomy places the organism in Eukaryota, Metazoa, Nematoda, Chromadorea, Rhabditida, Gongylonematidae.